Messenger RNA from Pollicipes pollicipes, 946 nucleotides. Its product is annotated as methionine adenosyltransferase 2 subunit beta-like. Gene Ontology annotation, biological process: S-adenosylmethionine biosynthetic process. NCBI's taxonomy places the organism in Eukaryota, Metazoa, Arthropoda, Thecostraca, Pollicipedomorpha, Pollicipedidae. The record is from RefSeq and is a predicted model, not a curated record. Gene Ontology annotation, cellular component: methionine adenosyltransferase complex. The transcript has 6 exons. Gene Ontology annotation, molecular function: methionine adenosyltransferase regulator activity. The coding region runs from base 14 to 946 and encodes 310 amino acids.
UUUAUGUCUAAAAAUGACUAGAGUGGUGAUAACUGGAGCAUCGGGACUACUGGGAAGAGCACUUGUCAAAGAUUUUAAAGAAAAUGGCUUCACCGUGUUUGGAUUAGCAAAGAGCCGUGUGUCACCAGGCCUGCUCGCAUUAGACCUGCUGGAUAGUGACGCACUGCGCUCCAAAGUGCGCGAGCUGAGGCCUGAUGUCAUCAUCCACUCGGCUGCGUACCGCCAGCCGGACCAGGUGGAGGGCGACGCCGAGGGAGCACGCCGGAUGAACGUGCACGUGCCUCAGGUCCUCGCGGAGUUGGCCGCGGAGCUAAAGGCACAGCUGCUGUACAUCAGCACUGACUACGUGUUCGACGGCGUCUCGCCGCCGCACAUGGCCGACGAUCAGCCCAACCCGCUCAACCUGUACGGCCAGACCAAGUACGAGGGAGAGCAGGCCACCCUCAAACACUGCCCAGGCUCGCUGGUGCUGCGCGUGCCGAUCCUGUACGGGCCGGUGGAGUACCUGGCGGAGUCGGCUGUGACGGUCCUAUUCGGCGCCCUGCUGAACCCGCCGGCCGGCGGCUACACUGUCUCCGACCUGGAGGUGCGCUACCCGGCCCACGUGCGCGACGUGGCCGCCAUGUGCCGCCAGCUGAUCGAGAAACAACGCCAGGACCGCGACGGGGUCUUCGGCAUCUUCCAAUGGAGCGGCCAGGAGCCAGUCACCAAGUACACCCUGGUGCAGCAGAUGGCAGCACUGUUCGGGCUGCCGCUGGACCACGUGUCGGCAUGCCGCACGCCGCCAACGUCCGGUACCCGCCGCCCUAUGGACAGCCGACUGGACACGAGCGGCCUGCGCCGGCUGGGCAUCGGCCAGCACGUGCCGCUGGCCCAGGGUCUGCACGAGAGCCUGCUGCCCUGGGCGGAGCAGCAGGCCGGCGACGCGUCCGCCGGCUCAUGCUGA